AUGCCCGCCCCAACAGCGCUGUCGAGGCGCCCUGAAGAGUUGGCGGAGGCCGCGAAUGUGCCAUUACCUAUGGAAAGCCAAGAUGAUGAGUUAUUACUAGACGCCCCCGAGGCAACCACCUCAGCAAUGGAAGUUGUUCAGCUAGCCACAGAAGGAGCAGACACAGAAAUGAACAUCGACGAAGAAGGACGACCAAGAUUUGCACCAGCUAAGAACACAGAAGGACCAUCAAGAAUCGAAAUCCGCAAAGUCCUUAUCCCACCCCACCGAAUGUCACCCCUCAAGGCGGCAUGGCCAAAGAUGAUAUCUCCUCUCGUUGAACACCUAAAACUCCAAGUCCGCAUGAAUAUUAAGACUCGCGCAGUCGAGCUUCGGACUUCAAAAUAUACCACGAGUAAUGGGGCCCUUCAACAAGGCGCAGAUUUUGUGAAAGCUUUCAGUUUAGGCUUCGACGUCGACGACGCCAUCGCCUUACUUCGAAUGGACGAGUUGUACAUUGAGACAUUCGAGGUGAAAGACGUAAAAACGCUGCAGGGCGAGCACCUUGGGCGCGCGAUAGGUCGUAUCGCGGGGAAGGACGGCAAGACGAAGUUUGCCAUUGAGAAUGCGAGCCGGACUAGGGUGGUGCUUGCGGAUUCGAAGAUUCAUAUUCUAGGUGGAUUCAAGAAUAUCCAUAUUGCCAGGGAGGCAAUUUGUAGUUUGAUUUUAGGAAGUCCACCUGGGAAGGGCAUCCGAAUUGCAUUGAAUGGCGUUACGGGAGAUGAUGGGACUCUCUAA
Molecule: messenger RNA, 777 nt
Organism: Venustampulla echinocandica
Lineage: Eukaryota; Fungi; Ascomycota; Leotiomycetes; Helotiales; Pleuroascaceae
Product: Eukaryotic type KH-domain (KH-domain type I)
Exons: 5
Coding region: 1-777 (258 amino acids)
Cellular component (GO): nucleolus
Molecular function (GO): RNA binding
Source: RefSeq, a predicted model, not a curated record